Molecule: messenger RNA, 2625 nt
Organism: Brassica napus (rape)
Lineage: Eukaryota; Viridiplantae; Streptophyta; Magnoliopsida; Brassicales; Brassicaceae
Product: putative fatty acyl-CoA reductase 7
Exons: 10
Coding region: 187-1677 (496 amino acids)
Biological process (GO): long-chain fatty-acyl-CoA metabolic process; suberin biosynthetic process
Cellular component (GO): intracellular membrane-bounded organelle
Molecular function (GO): alcohol-forming very long-chain fatty acyl-CoA reductase (NADP+) activity
Source: RefSeq, a predicted model, not a curated record
UCGUAUCUGUGUAUACUUUGUGAAACAAAAAAAAUUAUUUUGAUAUAGAAACCUUCUUUAAAGUUAGGUGGUAUUAUCACCAAUUCGUUAUAAAUACAAAUGUUAUAGUGGUGGGUUCAAACAUUCUCAACAAACAAACAAACAGUUCACUUCUUUGUUCUUCACAUAGGUUUUUGAGUUUCAACUAUGGAACCAAAUCGUGUUCAGUUUCUUGAGAACAAGACCUUGCUCGUUACAGGCGCUUCCGGUUUCCUCUCUAAAGUUUUCGUGGAGCGAGUUCUGAGUUUGCAACCAAACGUGAAGAAGCUUUACCUUCUCGUAAGAGCAUCUGACAAUAAAUCCGCGGAACAACGGUUACACAAUGAGGUUUUCGAGAAAGAUUUGUUUAAGGUGUUAAGAAAGAAUAUUGGUGACGAAAGUUUAAACGCCUUGGUAUCGGAAAAAGUUGUUCCUGUUCCAGGCGACGUAACAUUAAACAAUAUGGGAGUGAGUGACUCUAACCUUUUGCAAGAUAUGAUGCAAGAGACUGACAUUGUUGUCCAUGCAGCUGCCACCACGAGAUUCGACGAAAGGUUGUAUGUGAAAAGAUACGAUGUAGCACUUCGGAUCAACACAUUUGGAGCGCUCAAUGUCCUUAACUUUGCUAAGAAGUCUGUGAAAGCACAAUUGCUUCUCCAUGUAUCAACUGCUUAUGUUUGCGGGGAAAGAUCGGGACUUACACAAGAGAUACCUUUUGCAAUGGGAGACACUCUUCACGGAAAAAACAAGGUAGAUAUCAAUACCGAAAUGCAGCUGGUAGAGCAGAGAUUGAAACAACUCGUUGAACAAGGUUGUUCAGAAGAAGAAACUAAACAUGCCAUGAGAGAUCUUGGGUUGAAAAGGGCAAAGCAUUUUGGAUUGCCAAACACAUAUGUCUUCACCAAAGUAAUGGGAGAGAUGUUUCUUGGACACUAUAGAGAAAAUAUGCCUAUUGUAGUAAUACGUCCCGCAAUGAUCACAAGCACUUUCUCGGACCCAUUUCCCGGUUGGAUUGAAGGCGUCAAAACCGUAGACACUGUGAUUGUAUCAUACGGGAAGGGAAUGCUUAAGUGUUUCCUCAUUGAUCAAAAAACGGCAUGUGAUAUUAUACCCGUCGACAUGGUGGCAAAUGCAAUGAUCGCGACAUCAGCUGAACAUUUCCAUGAUUCAGGAAGCCAUACCGUUUACCAUGUGGCCUCAUCUUACCGGAAUCCAAUAACGUAUAAGCAAAUUAACGAAAUUAUUAUUCGUUAUUUCAAGAAAAGCCCUCUGCUUGGCCGCAGUGGUAUGCCUAUAGUCCCAAAAGCGCUAGUACUUUUAUCCACUAAGGCUAUGUUCCGUCUCUACACGAGCCUUCGGUUUAAAUUACCUUUACAGAUUUUGGGAUUGCUUAGCAUAACUUUCCCAUCGCAAUUUGGAAAUACUUAUCAACAUCACAAUCGUAAAUUCAAGAUGGGCAUGAGAUUGGUUGAACUUUAUGAGCCUUAUCUACUCUUUAAGGGCAUAUUCGAUGAUAGAAACCUGGAAACAUUACGAAUCAAGAAUGGAGCCAAAGAGACGAACGGCAUACCCGGGUUCAGCUCCAAAUACAUUGAUUGGGAAGAUUAUUUUAUCAAUACACAUAUCCCAGGCCUCGCUACACACCUACUCAAUAAAUAAAUAAAGUCCAAAACAUGAAAUAUGAAGUAUAUAUUUAAACAUAAAAAUAAACUCCAUCACACACAUCUGGAUACGCUCAGAUUCUCAAGUGCUCGCUAGAGCAAUAGACCGGAAAUGAGGUCCGUCAGAGCUCCACAGCGUCGUCAUGGACAUCCUCAGUCUUUCUUCUUCAUUUAAUUUCUGUUUUUUCUCAUAUAUCUCUAGAUCGUGUAGUGAGCUAGCAGAUGUCUUGGCCAAAGCCUACUUAAACAACUUCACUCUUGUAGGGCUCUAAACCCAUUUUAAUAAAAUGAUUCAAGUGUUUCAAAAAAAAAAAGGAAGUCAAGUCAAAAAAAUAUUGUAAUAUUGUAUUAUGUGGUUUAAGCGAGCCUACAAUUUAUAAUAAUUAGUCGAUAUAAUUUCUAAAGAUAAUGUUGGCUUUGUUUUCCUGCCAUCCUCUAUGUUACGGCAAAAAAGUAAAGUCGGAUGAAUUAAAGAGCCGUUAAUAUAAAAGAAAAGCAAAAGUGUGUAAAGCCAACCACAAAGAUCAACGCAUGUUGGUCACUUUAAUUACAGAUUACUAAUUUAUUUUAUAUAAAGCUUACAUACGUUCCACAUAUUUCACUCGGACAAUAAAAGAUAUCUAAAGCCAUCAAAUUCUCAUAAAUACUUUGUUUUAAUUCGAGGAUUCUCCAAUGGCGAAUCAUCAAGCAGCUCUUGCAGCAUUCUUCCUAUUCGUUUUGGCCGUCUUCUCCAACUUUGAGCUCUCGGCUUCUUCGAUUGUUUGUGGCAAGGUCUCUUGCCUAGACUGCCACAGUGAUUUCGACUUCUCAGGUCUACUUGUUUCACUAGCUAGCUCCUAGCUUUUACUUCAUCCCAUUUUGUUUUCAAACUUAUACUAUAAUCAUCACAUUAUAUAUGUAACUUCUACUCUAAAAACGGUUAUAAUAAGAGAGAGCUGAUAUUUUA